Molecule: messenger RNA, 2171 nt
Organism: Camellia sinensis
Lineage: Eukaryota; Viridiplantae; Streptophyta; Magnoliopsida; Ericales; Theaceae
Source: RefSeq, a predicted model, not a curated record
UUUAAUUUUGCCAUGUCCUUUUCUCUUUUAUAGGUCAUAAAGAUGGGUUUGGAGGAGAAUGUUUUUGUGGGCACUUCUGUUGUCGACAUGUAUUGCAAAUGUGGGAGAGUAGGGAUGGCAAGGAGAGCAUUUGACCGCAUGAAGGAGAAGAAUGUGAAAUCAUGGACUGCUAUGGUUGCUGGUUAUGGCAUGCAUGGAUGUGCCAGAGAAGCUUUGGAAGUCUUCUAUGAGAUGAUUAGCGCCAGGGUCAUACCUAAUUAUAUAACUUUUGUGUCUGUUCUAGCAGCUUGUAGCCAUGCUGGUCUAUUGGAUGAAGGCUGGCAUUGGUUUAGAACCAUGGAACACAAAUUUGGUAUAGAGCCCGGGGUGGAGCAUUAUGGGUGCAUGAUCGAUCUGCUUGGGCGUGCUGGAUUUCUUAAGGAGGCUUAUGAUUUGAUCAAAGAAAUGAAGGUGAGACCUGAUUUUGUGGUUUGGGGUUCUCUUCUUGCUGCAUGUAGAAUCCACAAGAACGUGGAGCUUGCAGAGAUUUCUGCGAGGAAAUUGUUUCAAAUAGACUCAAGUAAUUGUGGGUACUAUGUCUUGCUUUCUAACAUAUAUGCUGAUGUUGGAAGGUGGAAAGAUGUGGAAAGGAUGAGAAUAUUAAUGAAGAAUCAUGGACUGGUUAAACCACCUGGGUUCAGUUUGGUUGAAGUUAAAGGUGGGGUUCAUGUAUUUUUGGUUGGAGAUAGAGAGCAUCCUCAGCAUGAGAAGAUAUACAAAUACUUGGAAGAAUUAACUCUGAAGAUGCAGGAAAUUGGUUAUGUUCCCAAUAUGACAUCAGUUCUUCAUGAUGUUGAUGAGGAAGAGAAGGAAAUGACACUGCGAGUUCAUAGUGAAAAGUUGGCUGUUGCCUUUGGAAUAAUGAGUACAGUUCCUGGCACAACGGUUCAGAUCAUUAAGAACCUCAGGGUUUGUAGUGACUGUCACACUGCUAUUAGGUUGAUUUCCAAGAUUGUUAACCAUGAAAUUGUAGUCAGAGAUUCAAAACGAUUUCACCAUUUUAGGGAUGGGAUAUGUUCCUGUAGGGAUUAUUGGUGAUAUUUGAACAAGAAUAGGAUAAUUUAUGCAAAUGUUUAACUGCAAACUGUUGAUCAUUCUUGACCUCUUCAACAGAAUUGUUGACAGGGAACUGUUUUGAAGACAAUUUUGCACCAUGAUGAGAUGCCAGGUAUAUUUGUCCAAAAAGACGUUUCAAAUGAAUUGUUUUUUGGUUGAGGUAUACUGUAGAAGAAUGAAAAGGAAAAAGUGAAAGGAAAUGAAAGAGAAGCAGCAAUUCAGUUCCUCAAUUUAAUAGGAGUCAUAAAAAACUUGUAUUGGCAUUUCUUUCAAAUAUUCUGGAUAGAAGUUGGAUUUUAAAUGGAUUGGCUACAUUGUCUUGUGGGGAGUUGAGGCUGACACUGAAGGCAUAUGUAAAAGGGUUUGGUCUGCGUAUCAGCAGUGUUCAAAUUGCUCAGGUGAAAUGUUGGACUUGACAUGCCAUCCAUCUUGACUUUAUCAGAGCUAUGAUUUCCAGUAUGGCUUUCACUGGCUUAUCUAUCUCUACAAAUAUUUCACAAUUUCAAAGGUUAGUGAAAUAGAACAGAACUCGGUAUUAAGUAUUUUUGUUGGAGGAAUUCUCUUUUUUGAUUGAUUGAUUGAUUUAUUUAUUUAUUGAUGUUUUUGUUCAAUUUUUACUGGGCAGGCAAAUAUAUAAAUGAAUAUAAUUACCAUUGUGGGAGAACAGUUUUUAACACCUACUAUAUUGAUGUUGUUGGCCUUCUCUAAUCAUUUUAGUGUACAUCUAAAACUUUUCAGUGGGUAAGUCACGCGUGUGUGCAUCAGUGCAUGUGUGUUUGGACAAGUGGGAGAGGAGAGUGAGAGAUACCACCUGAUAAGAGUUGUCUGAAGCCAUUGAGAAUGGUGGGGGACUAAGUCUAUGAGGGCUAUCCAAGCCCCAUGAGACAGAAGUUGACCACAACUACAAGAAUAGUCUAUGUGGUAUGGACCACCACCAGGCCUUGCAAAAAGACAGAUACCACCGGCCUACUUCCUCCAUAGAUCCUUGGGUUGACCUCCCACACUCCUUACUUUUUAAUAAUAAUAAAGCAGAGAGUCUUGUUGUUCCGAGAAUAGGGGCGGCGGACCCAACUUAA